This is a messenger RNA of Ochotona curzoniae (black-lipped pika), 5575 nucleotides long. RefSeq names its product WD repeat domain 81 (gene WDR81). Gene Ontology annotation, molecular function: phosphatidylinositol 3-kinase regulator activity; protein binding. The coding region runs from base 98 to 5473 and encodes 1791 amino acids. The record is from RefSeq and is a predicted model, not a curated record. NCBI's taxonomy places the organism in Eukaryota, Metazoa, Chordata, Mammalia, Lagomorpha, Ochotonidae. The transcript has 8 exons. Gene Ontology annotation, cellular component: mitochondrion. Gene Ontology annotation, biological process: aggrephagy.
GGGGCCGGGAGGAGAAGGCCCAGGGGCUCAGGGGGCGGGAAGUUGCUCUUACCACGGGGGUGCAGAGGGCUGGGCCCCGCCGCCGCCCAGCCCCGACAUGGAGGAGCUGCUCCGGAGCGUGGAGAGGGACCUGAACAUAGAUGCCCGGCAGCUGGCUCCGGCUCCGGGGGGCACCCACGUGGUGGCCCUGGUGCCCGCGCGCUGGCUGGCCAGCCUCCGCGAGCGCCGCCUGGGACCCUGCCCGCGGGCAGAGGGCCUGGGCGAGGCGGAAGUCAGGACUCUCCUGCAGCGCUCCGUGCAGAAGUUGCCCGCGGGCUGGACGCGAGUGGAGGUGCACGGGCUGAGGAAGCGGAGACUGGCCUACCCGCUGAGUGGGGGGUUGCCCUUCGAGGAGGGGGCGUCAUGCAACCCAGAGACUCUCACGCGCUUCAUGCAGGAUGUGGCUGCCCAGAACUACCGCAACCUGUGGCGCCGUGCCUACCACGCUCAUGCUCAACCCUACAGUCACAGCCCGACGCCCUCGGGCCGCCCUGCCCUGGAGUUUCUUCGGCAGGCUCUGCAGAGGGUCUAUGGCUGCCCUUUCCUGCCAGUCGGGGAGGCCAGCGAGGCCCCGUCGUCUUUGUCUGGCAGAGAUGGGCCCGGCCUCCCGCAGGGCAGCCCUGCCUGCCCCAGUCUCCUGCGAGCGGAGGCCCUGUUGGAGUCACCGAAGAUGCUGUAUGUUAUACACCCCUACGUGCAAUUUUCCCUGCACGAUGUGGUCACCUUUAGUCCAGCCAAGCUGACCAACAGCCAAGCCAAAGUGCUCUUCCUCCUCUUCCGCGUGCUGAGAGCCAUGGACGCCUGUCACCGCCAGGGGCUGGCCUGCGGGGCCCUGUCUCUGCAUCACAUCGCAGUGGAUGAGAGGCUGUGCAGCGAGCUGCGGCUGGACCUGGGCGCUUACGAGAGUCUGGAAGAAGAGGAGGAGAACCCUGGAGGGAGGGAUGCAGCAGACAGGAAGUCUGGAGCAGAGGGGGCAAGGGGCCCCAGGUGUCGCACCUGUCAAGAGGAGCUGAGGGGCUUGGUGCUCGACUGGGUGCAUGGCCGCAUCAGCAACUUUCACUACCUCAUGCAGCUGAAUCGCUUGGCGGGUCGUCGGGAGGGGGAUCCCAAUUACCACCCAGUGCUGCCCUGGGUGGUGGACUUCACUGUGCCCCAUGGGCGCUUUCGGGACUUGCGCAAGUCCAAGUUCCGCCUGAACAAAGGCGACAAGCAGCUGGACUUCACAUACGAGAUGACACGGCAGGCGUUUGUAGCUGGGGGCGGGGCGGGCGGUGGGGAGCCACCCCACGUCCCCCAUCACAUCUCAGACGUACUCUCCGAUAUCACGUACUAUGUGUACAAGGCUCGGCGCACCCCCCGCUCGGUGCUCUGCGGGCAUGUCCGGGCCCAGUGGGAACCUCACGAGUACCCCGCCAGCAUGGAACGCAUGCAGAGCUGGACGCCCGACGAGUGCAUCCCCGAGUUUUACACCGAUCCUUCCAUCUUCUGCUCCAUCCACCCCGACAUGCCUGACCUGGAUGUGCCAGCCUGGUGUGGCUCCAGCCAGGAGUUCGUGGCUGCCCACCGGGCACUGCUAGAGAGCCAGGAGGUGUCGCGGGACCUGCACCAUUGGAUCGACCUCACUUUUGGCUAUAAACUCCAGGGCAAAGAGGCCGUGAAGGAGAAGAACGUGUGUCUGCACCUGGUGGACGCACACACGCACCUGACCAGCUAUGGCGUGGUGCAGCUCUUCGAUCAGCCGCACCCCCAGCGCCUGACUGGGCCGCCUACCCUUGCCCCUGACCCGCCUCACAUCCCCCGACUACUGGUACAGACCAUCCAGGAGACCACAGGCCAGGAGGACGUUCAAGGACAGUUCACAAAUGGGGCAGGCAGGCUGGUUUUAGAGGCCACUCCCUGUGAGGCCGGUUGGACCAGGGACAGGCCUGGGGCUGGGGAGGAUGACUUGGAGCAGGCUACUGAAGCUCUGGAUUCCAUCUCUGUGGCUGGCAAGACAGGGGACCAGCCGGCGGGCUCCUCCAGCCAAACCUCCGCUGGCCUCCUGUCUUUCUCAGUGGCUUCGACGUCCCGGCCUAGCCGCAGGAACAAGGCUACCGGGGCAGACCCUGCGGAGGGCGAGGAGGGGAAGAUCCUCCUCCCCGAGGGUUUCCAUCCUAUGCAGGCGCUUGAGGAGCUGGAAAAAAUGGGCAAUUUCCUGGCCAAAGGCCUGGGGGGCCACCUGCAGGUGCCCGCAGAGCCCCGGGCCCAGCCGCCUGUGCAGCUGCAAGAUCUCUUCCAGCGGGAUAUGCAGGCUCUGGGUGUCCUGCUGGCCGAGAUGGUGUUUGCCACUCGAGUCCGGACACUGCAACCAGAUGCGCCUUUGUGGGUACGCUUUGAGGCUGUGCGGGAGCUGUGCUCACGUCACCCCAAGGAGGUUCCUGUGUCCUUGCAGCCCGUAUUGGAUACACUCCUGCAACUGAGUGGGCCGAAAGGGCUCACAGUGGCCAAAUGGGGCAAACUGGCCCCACUAUUCAAAUAUAGGCCUGUCUCCCAGGGCUUGCCCCCACCGAGCCCGGCUCAGCUCCUCAGCCCCUUCAGCUUGGUGGUGCCCUUCCCUCCAUAUUUCCCAGCAUUGCACAAGUUCAUCCUCCUAUACCAGGCAAGGCGGGUGGAGGAUGAAGCCCAGGGCCGGGAGCUGGUGUUUGCUCUGUGGCAGCAGCUGGGUGCAGUGCUGAGCGACAUCACCCCCGAAGGCCUGGAGAUCCUGCUGCCCUUCGUGCUGUCCCUCAUGGGCGAGGAGCACACGGCUGUGUACACAGCCUGGUACCUAUUUGAACCUGUUGCCAAGGCGCUGGGCCCCAGGAAUGCCAAUAAGUACCUCUUGAAGCCUCUCAUUGGCGCCUAUGAAAGCCCCUGGCAGUUGCACGGCCGUUUCUACCUGUACACGGACUGCUUUGUGGCCCAGCUGAUGGUGCGGCUGGGCCUGCAGGCCUUUCUUGUGCACCUGCUGCCCCAUGUGCUGCAGGUACUGGCAGGUGUGGAGGCCUCCCAGGAGGAGAGCAAGGGCCUGGCGGGGGCCGCCGAGGAUGAGGACGUCGAGCUUCCAGGCUCCUGUGCCUUUGGAGAGGAGAUUCCGAUGGAUGAGGAGCCUGCAGCUGCCUCGGGCCUGGGGCUCCCCGACUACACGUCUGGAGUCAGCUUCCACGACCAAGCCGAUCUCCCCGAGACUGAGGACUUCCAAGCCGGACUCUACGUGGCGGGGUCUCCGCAGCCCCAGGAGGCUGAGGCUGUGAGUCUGGGCCGGCUGAGUGACAAGAGCAGCACCAGCGACACCUCCCUGGGAGAAGAACGGACUGCGGAUGAGGGAUGUGCCCCAGUGGACAAGAACAGCCUCAGGUCAGGGGACAGCAGCCAGGACCUGAAGCAGAGCGAGGGCUCGGAGGAGGAAGAGGAAGAAGAAGAAGGCUGCGUGGUGUUAGAGGAAGAAGAGGAGGAGGGGGAGCAGGAGGAGGUCACGGGGGCAUCAGAGCUCACUCUGUCCGACACGGUGCUGUCCAUGGAGACCGUCGUGGCCGGUGACAGCCGGGGAGAGGAGGACGAAGAGGAGGAGCCACUGACUGGGCAGAUGGAAGGCAAAGAACAGAGGAUCCUGCUUGAUACUGCUUGCAAGAUGGUCCGCUGGCUGUCCGCCAAGCUCGGCCCCACUGUAGCCUCCCGUCAUGUGGCCCGGAACCUGCUCCGCCUGCUCACUUCUUGUUACGUUGGGCCCACUCGGCAACAAUUCAUGGUUAGCAGUGGGGAGAGCCCCCCGCUGAGUGCCGGCAGCAUCUACCAGCGGAGGCCAGUACUGGGCGACAUCGUGUCGGCACCCGUGCUCAGCUGCCUCCUGCACAUCGCCCACCUGUAUGGGGAGCCGGUCCUCACCUACCAGUACCUGCCCUACAUCAGCUACCUGGUGGCGCCUGGGAGCGCUUCCGGGCCCAGCCGGCUCAACAGCCGCAAGGAGGCAGGGCUGCUGGCUGCCGUGACCUUGACACAGAAGAUCAUUGUGUACCUCUCGGACACCACCCUCAUGGACAUCCUGCCCCGGAUCAGUCACGAGGUCUUGCUGCCCGUGCUGAGCUUUCUCACUUCCCUGGUCACUGGGUUCCCAAGUGGGGCCCAGGCCCGCACCGUCCUAUGCGUCAAGACCAUCAGCCUCAUCGCCCUCAUCUGCCUGCGCAUUGGUCAGGAGAUGGUCCAGCAGCACCUGAGCGAGCCCGUGGCCGCCUUCUUUCAGGUCUUCUCGCAGCUGCAUGAGCUUCGGCACCAGGAGCUGAAGCCAGAUCCCGUGGGCCGCAGCGAGGGCCAGCUUCCGGAGGUGGCCUUCUCCGAUGGGCAGCAGCGGCCAGUGGACCCCAGCCUGCUGGAUGAGCUGCAGAAGGUGUUCACCCUGGAGAUGGCAUACACCAUCUACGUGCCCUUCUCCUGCCUGUUGGGUGACAUCAUCCGGAAAGUCAUCCCUAACCACGAGCUGGUAGGGGAGCUUGCAGGGCUGUAUUUGGAGAGCAUCAGCCAGAGCAGGCACAACCCUGCUGGCAUGGAACCCGCCAUGCCCAGUAGCAGCAGCAGCCCUGAGCGAGAUCCCCCUGGCGGCGGCUGCCCCCAAGACGACGGCCACUCGGGCACGUUUGGGAGCGUCCUGGUGGGGAACCGCAUCCAGAUCCCCCAUGACCCUCAGCCUGAGAGCCCCGGCCCACUGGGCCCCAUGUCUGGGGUGGGCAGCGGAGGCCUUGGUGGCAGUGGCAGCGGCAGGGGCAGCGGCAGCGGGACGGAGGACAAUGCCCUGAAGCGGGAGCUGCCACGCAGCGCGCACGGGCUGAGCGGCAACUGGCUGGCAUAUUGGCAGUACGAGAUUGGCGUGAGCCAGCAGGAUGCCCACUUCCACUUCCACCAGAUCCGCCUGCAGAGCUUCCCGGGCCACUCGGGAGCUGUCAAGUGUGUGGCGCCCCUGAGCAGUGAGGACUUCUUCCUCAGCGGCAGCAAGGACCGCACCGUGCGCCUCUGGCCACUCUACAACUACGGGGAUGGUACCCGGGAGACCGCCCCGCGCCUCGUCUAUGCUCAGCAUCGCAAGAGUGUCUUCUAUGUGGGCCAGCUUGAGGCCCCGCAGUACGUGGUGAGCUGUGACGGGGCCGUGCACGUCUGGGACCCCUUCACAGGGAAGACCCUCCGUGUGGUGGAGCCAUUGGACAGCCGCGUGCCUCUCACCGCUGUGGCUGUCAUGCCUGCCCCAUACACCAGCAUCACCAUGGCCAGCUCUGACUCGACCUUGCGCUUUGUGGACUGCAGGAAGCCUGGCCUGCAGGUGCCCCCAGUUCCCUGGGCCGGGGCCUGGCAGGCAGGAAGGAAGGACCAACCAAGAGAGAAAGCCCAGACUUGUCCCCAGGCUCCUGUUAACUCCUGUUGGAAGUAGAUCAUCCCCAGCAGCAAAGCCUGGCAGGAGCGGACUCUGGCCUGCGAGGGUGGGGGGCGGGUUCUGGACUUUUCUGUCCCCCUGUUGGAGGUGGCAAGCUUG